GUUUACAGGGUAUUUCGGCCCCUGAUAGGGUGGUUGGUAAUAAUAAAUAUAGUCAAAUUAAUCAGCUGUAUACAAUACCAACCAGUAGAAUUUAAUGGAAAUGGAGACGGAGAGUGUGCCUUAUUACUAAACGGACCUGCCAAAAGUAGCCAAUUCGAUUAUUCCUUGAAUUUAUUGAAAGGAAGCAGUUUGGAAUACAAUGGACCACACACUUGCAUCACUUAUGAUGCUGUUAACGCAGCUUACUUGGAUGCCCGCAAAAGAAUACGCAUUGCACAACCUCACGGUGAUUGGAAACCAGAAGACGUAGCCACUGUAGGCGAAUUACUUUUGGACAUUUCGACCAACUUGGCGAGAACCUACGGAUUAAGUUACGAAGAUAUUGAAAAAGGUUUACCUUUGAUCGAUACAAGUAAAACUAUGAUUCGUGACGUGUGUCCCCCAUAUUUGUCGAACGUGGAAUGCAGGGCCGGAAAAUACAGGAGAUACGAUGGUCUUUGCACCAACUUGGAACACCCUACCUGGGGAGCCACUAACACACCAUUUACCAGGUUAUUGGGACCUCUCUACGCUGACGGUAUGUCCGCUCCUCGUAUUGGUUUAACUGGACAAGAUUUGCCUUCUUCUCGUAUCGUAUCCAGGACAAUGCAUUCUGAUGAAGGUUUCCAUGAUCACGCAGGAACCAUUAUGAUCAUUGCUUGGGGACAAUUCAUGGAUCACGAUUACACUCUUACUGGAACACCUCUUGAUCCCUUUAACAGAAACGACCCCGAAGAAUGUUGCGAUCGUCCACCUCAUCUUAAACAUCCUUAUUGUAACGAAAUUUACAUACCCGAAGACGAUUAUUUUUACAGGCUUUUUAAGAAGAAGUGCAUGAACUUUGUCAGAUCUUUCCCAGGUGUAAGACCAGGCUGCAGACUUGGCUCCAAAGUACCAUACAACACCCUUACCGGAGUUAUCGAUACCAAUACCGUUUAUGGUGUUACAGAACAUUUUGCCAGAAAACUUCGUGAAGGCCAUGGCGGUCUCCUAAGAAUGAACCCAGCUUUUGACCAAUACGGCCUAAAGGACUUAUUGCCUUUGAAACUCGACAUUCCAGAUGAAGGUUGUACCAGACCAAACGCAAGCAUGUACUGUUUCGAAGCCGGUGAAAUUAGAGUAAACGAACAAUUAAUCUUGACUGUUAUGCAUACUUUGAUGGCCCGUGAACACAAUAGAGUUGCCAAGGGAUUGGCUCAGGUUAACCCUCAUUGGGAUGACGAGACUCUUUUCCAGGAAGCUAGAAGGAUUAAUAUUGCUAUUACUCAGCAUAUUACUUACAACGAGUUCUUGCCUAUUUUGCUAGGAAAGGAUGUUAUGGCCAAAUUUGGCCUGCUCCUCCAGAAAGAAGGCUACUGGGACGGUUAUGAUACAACUGUAAACCCUAACGUUAUAGACGCUUUUUCUGCUGCCGCCUACAGAUUUGGACACUCCUUGCUUCCAACAGCUGUAGAAAGAUGGAGUAAAGCCCACAAAUUUAUUGCUUCAAAACGUCUUUCCGACCUCAUCAGAAGACCCUUCGACUUGUACAGAGCCGGUAUAUUGGACGAAUACGUCAUGGGUCUCAUGAACCAAGUAGCCCAAGCUAUGGACGAUUCCAUCACUCAGGAAGUAACCAACCAUUUGUUCAAGAAAGUUGGCGCUCGCUUCGGUAUGGACUUAGUCAGUUUUAACAUGCAGAGAGGCAGAGAAUUUGGUAUUCCUGGUUACAUGGAAUACAGGAAAUUCUGCGGACUUCCUGGCGCCGACACUUUCGAAGGACUGUUCGGUUCUAUGCCAAACGAGACUGUUAGGAAGUAUUCCACCAUUUUUGAACACCCAGGUGAGGUAGAUUUAUGGUCUGGCGGAGUCUCAGAACGCCCUCUGCCUGGAAGCAUGUUAGGACCCACUUUCGCUUGCAUCAUUGCCACUCAAUUCAGCUACUCCAGAAGAGGUGACCGUUUCUGGUACGAAUUACCCAACCAACCGUCCAGCUUCACGCCCGAACAGCUUCAAGAAAUCCGUAAAGCGCGCAUGGCCAGAAUCAUCUGCGACAACACAGAUCUAAUCGAUACCGUUCAGUUGUACCCGAUGGUACUCCCUGAUCACGAAAUUAAUCCCAGAGUGCCAUGCCGUAGCGGUGUCAUUCCUGGCAUCGAUUUGAGCAAGUGGGCGGAGUUCCCGCAACAUGAGAACACCUACACCAACUUCGAGUUCGGCAAAUAA
Brassicogethes aeneus is the source of this 2244-nucleotide messenger RNA. The record is from the annotation of a GenBank genome assembly. Lineage: Eukaryota; Metazoa; Arthropoda; Insecta; Coleoptera; Nitidulidae.